Messenger RNA from Didymodactylos carnosus, 1054 nucleotides. Lineage: Eukaryota; Metazoa; Rotifera; Eurotatoria; Philodinida; Philodinidae. The record is from the annotation of a GenBank genome assembly.
CGGAUAUGGAUCAAACAAUACCAAAAUAAAAUGUUUUUAGCAUCAUAACUCGAAACAAAACUAUUUCUUUCCCCACAUUUUUCAAAUAUUGAAAAAUAAUCCCAUUGUCUUUUUUAGGAGUUUAAUAAUUUAUUGACUAACAUUGAUCAGAAACAUCAUAUACAUGAAGUUAGUGAAGAAAAUGAAAAAGAAUUAUUAAGACGAAUGAAAAAAGAAGCUGAAGAUGCAUUAGUCCGUCAAUGGCAAGCGGCAAAUGAACGUUUAGCAAAAGUAUGAGUUUUCUUUUUCUAUUCAUAUGAGUGAAUUGCAUAGUUUUAAAGAAAAAUCGUCAAAGGUUAAAUAAGAUAAAUAAGAAUUUCAAAUACUUUAUUUAAUAGAAUAAUAAUAAAAAGUAUUAUUUUUCCUACGUUUGAUCGUAUAUUAGUGCGAUAAUUUAAUAUUUUUUUGAAACAAGAGAAUCUACGAGUAUAUUGCUGCAAAUUAGGGUUAUAUAACGUGUGUAUCAUAAAUAAUGUCGGUCCCGGUAUUUUUGUGCUAACUCCUGUUCCCUAGGUUCCCUGGAACAAAUUCUUUUUUUUUUAAUAGAACUACCGCAAAAUUCUCUACAAAAUUAUACCUAAACUCUAAUUUUAGAACUAAUUAAGAAAACUAAGCAAAUUAUAUAAAACACGAAAAAAAUGAAAACUUUGUAAAUUUGGUAUUUUUUUUCGACUUGAACUUUUUCUUCUGCUAUUAUUUCCCUAAUAAAGUGUAGUAAAAGAGAGAAGCAUUACAGGAAAAUAUUUGAAAAAUGUGGGGAAAGAAAUAGUUUUGUUUCGAGUUAUGAUGCUAAAAACAUUUUAUUUUGGUAUUGUUUGAUCCAUAUCCGACGAACGACAUGAAAUACAGACGUAAUAUUUUUAAAAGUAAAUGACCAGUUCUAAACUAGCAAAAUGAAAGGAUUACUCUCGUUUCGUCCCGUAUUUGUUAAUUAGCUCUCGUUUCGUCCCGUCUCAUUUCGUCCCACACUUGUUUCGUCCCCUCUCGUUUCGUCCCACACUCGUUUCGUCCCGUU